Bombina bombina (fire-bellied toad) is the source of this 3501-nucleotide messenger RNA. RefSeq names its product solute carrier family 25 member 32 (gene SLC25A32). The record is from RefSeq and is a predicted model, not a curated record. Gene Ontology annotation, cellular component: mitochondrion. Gene Ontology annotation, molecular function: folic acid transmembrane transporter activity; FAD transmembrane transporter activity. Gene Ontology annotation, biological process: nucleotide transport; folate import into mitochondrion. Lineage: Eukaryota; Metazoa; Chordata; Amphibia; Anura; Bombinatoridae.
UGUUGACUGAGGGCGAAAUUUGCUAUGCUCGCUCUAAGGUUUGUGAAAGCGAGGCUGAAAUGACAGUAGGCAUGUGGUGGGCGGGGCUAAGUGUGGAGGUCAACAUCUUUCAUGUCUGAUGCAACGUGGGUUCACCGGUAACAGGGGUAAUCAGCUGGUAUAAGCUUACAUGGCUGCCCCUUCGGGCCCUGCGAAGUCUGCGCUUCCUACCUCACCGUUCGGCGUGUUUACAAAGGUGUUCAAGCAUGUGCGUUACGAAAACCUGGUGGCCGGGCUCAGUGGUGGGGUCAUAUCUACCUUGGUGCUGCACCCGCUGGAUCUGGUCAAGAUUAGGUUUGCAGUAAGUGAUGGUCUGGAGUUAAGACCCAAAUACAAUGGCAUUAUUCAUUGUUUGGCCACUGUGUGGAAGCGUGAAGGGUUACGUGGUCUGUACCGGGGGUGACAACCAAACAUGUGGGGGGCUGGAGCCUCCUGGGGCCUUUAUUUCUUCUAUGUAAUUAAAGCCUAUAUAAUGGAAGGCAGAACUGAAAACCUUUCACCCACAGAACACCUUUUAUCUGCAGCUGGAGCAGGUGCCUUAACUAUGUGUUUUACCAACCCAAUCUGGGUUACAAAGACACGCUUGGUCCUUCAGUAUGAUGCUGGUGUUGCUUCUAAGCGUCAGUACAAAGGAAUGUUCCAUGCACUUGCAACGAUUUAUAGAAAUGAGGGCAUGCCAGGGGUGGCAAAAGGUUUUGUUCCAGGUUUAAUAGGAACCUCCCACGGUGCUCUACAGUUCAUGGCUUAUGAAGAACUAAAACUAAAAUAUAACAAACGUCUUAACCGGCCAUAUGAUACCAAAUUGAAUACGUUGGAAUAUAUCACAAUGGCAGCAGUCUCUAAAAUCUUUGCAGUAGCAGUUACUUAUCCGUAUCAAGUCGUGCGUGCUCGUUUACAGGAUCAACACAACCAAUAUUCAGGUGUCAUAGAUGUUAUUCGCAGAACCAGGACGAAAGAAGGCAUACGUGGUUUUUACAAGGGAAUUAUUGCCAAUCUUCUCAGAGUAACGCCAGCGUGCUGUAUCACAUUUGUGGUAUUUGAGAAUGUAUCACAUUUCUUACUUGGCUUAAGAAAACAAAAGGAUUGAGGCAAUAGUUGACUUGAAAUGGAUUUGCUUUCAGGGGGAAACUGGUACAGAGCAAGGAAAUUGCACGCUGAUAUUGACUUGUCCAGAGGAAGCAAUGAAGAUACCAAACCCGUUGCAUCGUGCGGAGAGACAGAGAACUGUGGUUGUUUGAUGCCAAAAUGCAUUUUAAUUCUUGUUCUUAACUCGAUGAGUUAUUAUUUAUUACUAUUCUUCCGUUUAGACUAUAAAAUAACUGCAUUUUUAAGAUAUAAAAGUUAGCGUUAUUUUAUUACUCAGAGAAUAUUUUUUAUAAAACUUAAUUUUUGUUUUUAUUUAGACUCAAUUUAGAGAUUGUAAUUAAUUUAGUUACACUCCUCCAUUUGCUUUAUUUCCUGUUCAGAUCUUAUUCAUACUGGAUAAAAGGAAGGGGCCUUUACAUUCUGGUUUUCUUCACAUUAAACUUCUGUGUAUGUUCUUUAUAGUUUUUUUAAUUUUUAUUUCACCAAUUGGUAUUGUCUCUUUUUUCUCUAUAUAUUGUCAUGCACUUAAGAGAACAUCAAAGCCUUUUAAGAAUGUUUUAUAUUGGGAGAGGAUUUUGCAGUGUUCCCUAUAUUAUAUUAGAAUGGGGGAAAAUAUUAUAUUGGUAUAGAAAAUGGCCUUAUGGGAACCUUGUAUUUGACUAUUAAAAGAAAAAUAUUUAAGGAUGUUGAAGAUUUGUUUAAAUUUAAAGCAAUACAACUUUUCAGUUUUUUUAUUUUAGUACUAAUGCACAUUGGCUGAUAGACAAGAUAAUGGUCUAACUGAUAUUUUUUCACUGGUACGAGUAUGUGUAGUUAUCAGCCAAUGAGAAUUGUCAGGAAGUCCACAAUUGGUAUGACUGUUACUUUCAAUGUAUAUUUAGACUGUUAUUAAUUCAAAGUUUAAAUAUUGUUCUUUCAUAUGAAUAGAAGAUACAAUUUGAGCAAAUUGAAUCUAAAUAUUCCAUUUUUUGUGUCACUCGUAUGAAAAAACACUAUGUAAGCACAUUAAAAAAAACAAAAACAAAGUUAUCACACCAAAGUGUUCUUCUCACCAUUUUGACUGCCAAGAAUAUACUAGCUCAGGGUUUGACCAAUAAAUUAAUAAUCUAGGAGCCAACCACAAAAUCUAGAAGUCAGAUAUAUAAAUAUAGAGGCAUUUUUUUUGGAUAACUAAUGCAGGGUCAUGGCAAAUGUUAAUACUAAAAAUUGAUGUGUGUCUGCAUUGUUUGCUUAAACAAAAAACAAAGUAAGCGAUGUCCCUGUAUUAGUUGAUCAGAGGUUCACCUGGGUGCUACUGCCGCUUAUUGUAGAAUUAUGAAAAAAGGAAAUAUAUGUACUGGACAUCAUUUUAUUUGUUACCAACUUGGAAAAAAAAUCUUAAGAUUCCUCUAUAAAUUGAACAGCCAGCUGGCUCCAAAUAACACUCUUCUUAUGAACAAAGUUUGAUACCAAAGAAGCCACAGGGGGUCAAUAAAUGUAUUUAGAAUUUAGGAGCAAGCCAUGGUAUUUGCUUCUAGAUCUAAUUUGUCUGUGUGACAUUGUCAAAACAGUGCUAUUUUCAUCUAGAUAUAGCGGUCUUAUGACUGCUGCUUCUUAACUUCUGUUUGGGACUCUUUAUAAAUGGAGCCCAAUAUGGCUGAUAUAUGCACAAUAAUGAUGUAUUUAGUUAGAAUCACUUUCUAGUAACUUCCGGAAUCACAGCUUCACUCACUGAGUCACACACAAUCCUCCUACUUUUGGAAAAUGGGGACAGAAAGUGUGGACAGACAUGAUCAGCUGUAGCGGAUUUUGUCCGCCGCACAUCGAUAAAUUCCGACAGCAUCCACUUUCGGCAUUUAUCAUUGCACAUGCAUUUCUAGUGAAAUGCUUGUGCAAUGCCGCCCUAGCACAUUCGCCGGCCAAUCGGCCUCUAGUAGGGGGUGUCAAUCAUCCCUAUUGUAUCCGAUUAAGCUGAUUGUUAUCUGCCAUGUGGCAGACGAGUUAAGGAUCAGUGGUCUUAAGACUGCUGCUUCUUAACUCCUGUUUCCGGCGAACCUGCAUUUGGGGGUUGUUAAAUCGCCCCUAUGUCUUAGUACCAGGUUGUGUUUACCUCUGUCCACAUCUUCACUGCUUUAAUAUCUUAUGUCACAAAAUGUAUGUUUUGUUAAACAAACCUACUUUAUUUUACACAAUAAACCUAUUUUCACUAUAGAAUGUCAGAGAAUAUUCUGGAACUUUGUAGAAAAUGGUGUGUAUGUGAGAAGUAGGGUAUAAAAGCCUGUACUGAAGCCCUUUAUAUCAGACAUUGCUGGAACAUCUGCAUCUAUGUCUCUCAUCUGUUAUAUUUUAACCUGUUACUUGCUGUUCAAGGAUUGGAAUGAAAGAAGUUUGUUUAUA